Sebastes umbrosus (honeycomb rockfish) is the source of this 1922-nucleotide messenger RNA. RefSeq names its product dolichyl-diphosphooligosaccharide--protein glycosyltransferase subunit (non-catalytic) (gene ddost). The record is from RefSeq and is a predicted model, not a curated record. Gene Ontology annotation, cellular component: oligosaccharyltransferase complex; endoplasmic reticulum membrane. Lineage: Eukaryota; Metazoa; Chordata; Actinopteri; Perciformes; Sebastidae. The transcript has 11 exons. Bases 27 to 1430 code for a protein of 467 amino acids.
CGCUGACGUCCGUCUUCUGCAGCAAAAUGGCGUGGUUGACAACAGCCGUGCAGACGAACCAGUCCGGUUCUUUAUUAUUAUCUUCCAAGAAACGCACCGGAACGAUGACCCAAAGACGGUUCAGACUGUUGGACAACAAUGUCCUCUUACUGCUGUCGUUAGCCUGCAUGUUGCACUGUGCUGUAGCUGACGGUAAGACGUUGGUUCUGCUGGACAACCUCAACAUCAGAGACACCCAUUCAAUCUUCUUCCGCAGUCUGGCAGAUCGUGGCUUUGACAUCUCAUUCAAGACGGCUGAUGAUCCCUCCCUAUCUCUGAUCAAAUAUGGCCAGUUCCUCUAUGACCACUUAAUCAUCUUCGCGCCAUCAGUUGAGGACUUUGGAGGAAAUAUAAAUGUGGAGACCAUUACGUCCUUUAUCGAUGGUGGAGGAAACGUCCUGGUUGCUGCCAGUUCAGAUAUUGGUGACCCUCUGAGGGAGCUGGGCAGUGAGUGUGGCAUUGAGUUUGAUGAAGAAAAGACUUCCGUCAUUGACCAUCACAACUAUGAUGUGUCUGACGCCGGAGAGCACAACCUGAUUGUUGCUGAUCCAGAGAACCUGAUGAAAGCUCCAACUAUUGUUGGCAAGCCCACCAAUAAACCUGUCUUAUUCAAGGGUGUUGGCAUGGUGGCCGACCCAGAGAACCCUCUUGUCCUGGAUAUCCUCACCGGCUCGUCUACUACCUACUCCUUUUUCCCCGACAGACCCAUCUCUCAGUACCCCCAUGCUGUUGGCAAGAACACGCUCAUGAUCGCCGGCCUUCAGGCCAGAAACAAUGCCAGAGUGGUUUUCAGUGGCUCCCUGGACUUCUUCAGUGAUGCCUUCUUCAACUCUGCUGUGCAGAAGGCCACGCCUGGAUCCCAGAGGUACGAGCAGACAGGGAACAUGGAGCUGGCUGAGGCUCUGUCUCGCUGGGUGUUCAAGGAGGCUGGAGUCCUCAGGGUCGGAGCUGUUACCCAUCAUCCUGUUGGAGAGCUCACUCCCCCUGCCGCAUACACAAUCACUGACCUUGUGGAGUUCACCAUUGUCAUUGAGAUGUUGUCUGAGGGCCGCUGGAUUCCCUUCGACGGAGAUGAUAUUCAGCUUGAGUUUGUGAGGAUCGAUCCCUUCGUCAGGACUUAUCUCAAGAGAAAAGGAGAUAUAUAUAGCGUCCAGUUCAAGCUGCCUGAUGUGUACGGAGUCUUCCAGUUCAAGGUGGAUUACAACCGACUGGGAUUCACACAUCUCUACUCCUCCACUCAGGUAUCAGUGCGUCCCCUGCAGCACACUCAGUAUGAGCGCUUCAUCCCCUCAGCCUUCCCAUACUAUGCCAGCGUCUUCUCCAUGAUGGCAGGACUCUUCGUCUUCAGCAUCGUCUUCCUGCACAUGAAAGAGAAGGAGAAGUCAGACUAAUGCAGAGAGACAACUUUGAAGGGAUAACAAGAUAAUAGAAUUAAACUUGUGGUGUGAAGAGAUGAAAUUGAAUGUCUUGAUGGCUUGAAUCUUCACACAGAGACUUGAACUGCAGUAAAAAUACAGUUUCUGUUCGGUUAUUGGGUUACUCGACUAAUCGGGGGCUAGAGGCCAAAAGGGGUGACCUGUGAUGCAGCGGUUGGGGUUUGUUUUGGGGUUUGUUUUGUACUGAAAUCAUUCAAAGGCCUGUAAAUGUGCUGAAGUCAGUCAGCGUUUGUAUGAAGUUGCUUUGCAUUUGAUAAAAUGAUCUAAGUAGAGCACUUGCCUUGGAACAUGAAAGAAAUCCAUAUUAGAAUUUGACCCACAUGUUCUCAACCAGUAAAGCUUAUUGUGGUAAGUACAUGCACUGAAUAUGCCAACUGUUCAUUUGUUUUUGAUAAGUGUUUCCAAAAAAAGUUGGAGUCAUCUUAACAAUAAAAUAUUGACAUUCCA